AUGGGUCCAAUGGACGAUGCAAAGAAGGAGGUGGUGAGUCAACUCGGUGAGCUGAUAAAAGACAUUUCUGGGUUACCCGAGUGCCGAAAUGUCUCGAAGGAACUGUACAGUGAUUUGGUUCGGAGAGUGAAGCUCCUGAGCCCUCUGUUUGAGGAAUUGAAAGACAGCGAUGAAGAGCUCAGUGACGACACCCAUAUGGGUCCAAUGGACGAUGCAAAGAAGGAGGUGGUGAGUCAACUCGGUGAGCUGAUAAAAGACAUUUCUGGGUUACCCGAGUGCCGAAAUGUCUCGAAGGAACUGUACAGUGAUUUGGUUCGGAGAGUGAAGCUCCUGAGCCCUCUGUUUGAGGAAUUGAAAGACAGCGAUGAAGAGCUCAGUGACGACGUCAUUUUAGGGCUUGAAGCUUUGAAGAUUGCUUUCAUUAGGGCCAUAGAGCUUCUUCGAUCGGUCAACGAAGGGAGCAAAAUUUUUCAGGCUCUGCAAAUGGACAAAAUUGCAGUAAAGUUCCGUCAACUGACAGAACAUAUUGAAGAAGCUCUGACCCAGAUUCCUUGUGAUAAACUCAAUAUCUCAGAGGAAGUGCGAGAACAGAUUGAACUUGUGCAUGUAAAAUUUAAAAGAGCAAUGGGCAGGAUGCACUCACCUGAUUUGCAACUGGAAAUGGAUUUAGCUAUGGCACAAAAGGAAAAAGACACUGACCUUUCCAUUCUGAAAAGGCUUUCGGAAAAGUUGCAUCUCAGGACUAUAAACAAUUUAAAGAGGGAGUCAAUUGCUAUCCACGAUAUGGUUAUAUAUAGUGAUGGAGUUCAAGAUCACUGCUUUGAGACCAUGUCAUUAAUCCUUAGGAAGCUAAAGGACUGUGUAGUGAUGGGAAACCCCAACUUUGAUGCCUCCGAGGAUGAAAAGGCCUUGAUUAAGCACAGAUCUCCGGUUAUCCCUGAUGAUUUUCGGUGUCCAAUAUCCCUUGAAUUGAUGAAAGAUCCUGUUAUUGUUUCUACUGGACAGACAUAUGAAAGGUCCUGCAUUCAGAAAUGGCUGGACGCAGGGCACAAGACUUGUCCCAAGACUCAGCAGACUCUUUUGCAUACUGCCUUAACACCUAACUAUGUCUUGAAGAGUCUUAUUGCUUUGUGGUGUGAGAGUAAUGGUGUUGAGCUGCCAAAGAAACAGAACAAUUGUAGUAAUAGAAGAUCAGGGGCUGGUGGUUCAGACUGUGGUCGAGCUGCUAUCGAUGCCUUGUUACAAAAACUUGCAAAUGGUAAUUCAGAACAGCAUAGAGCAGCUGCCGAGGCAGGAGCCAUUCCUCUGCUUGUAGAACUACUAUCAUCUACUGAUUCUCGGACCCAGGAGCACGCUGUUACGGCGCUUCUCAACCUUUCCAUAAACGAGGCAAACAAGGGAAGUAUUGUAAAUGCAGGAGCUAUACCUGAUAUCGUAGAUGUGUUGAAAAAUGGCAGCAUGGAAGCAAGAGAGAAUGCUGCUGCAACCCUUUUUAGUUUAUCAGUGCUGGAUGAAAACAAGGUGGCAAUCGGAGCAGCAGGGGCUAUCCCAGCUCUUAUCAAUUUGCUCUGCCAGGGCACUCCAAGGGGAAAGAAGGAUGCAGCUACUGCAAUUUUUAAUCUCUCAAUAUAUCAGGGAAACAAGGUGAGAGCAUUAAAGGCGGGGAACGUGGCACCACUGAUGGGAUUGCUGAAGGAUGCUGGUGGUGGAAUGAUGGAUGAGGCAUUAGCAAUACUGGCUAUACUUGCAAGCCAUCAAGAAGGUAAAGCAGCGAUUGGUCAGGCUGAGCCAAUGCCAGUACUGGUAGAGGUUAUAAGAACCGGUUCACCACGCAACCGGGAGAAUGCUGCCGCUCUAUUGUGGUCACUGUGUACAGGUGAUGUACAAUGUUUAAGAAUAGCUAAGGAGCUUGGGGCAGAAGAGGUAUUGAAGGAACUGUCGGAGAAUGGCACCGAUCUGGCCUAGAGAAAAGCCGCAAGCAUUUUAGAACUUCUCCAACAAGUUGAAGCAGUCUGUGUUUCAUGAUAUUCAGGUGAAACUUAGAUUUCUUCCCGAAGCUCUUGUAAGUCUUCAUAGUAGACCUCAGAAUAUUGUGCAGGAGUUUUGUUAUCCUCUUGAAACAUAGGUAUUAUAUAGACAGAUAUGUUGGUGUAUUAAAUCAAGGUAUUUGUGUACAAAAAUAUGGAUGGGAGCGGUGUCUUUUUUUGUAACAUCUUUCUUUUUUUUGGGUGAAAUGGGAUUUGUAGGGUCAUGGAUUGUUGGUAAUGGGAAGAAGUUAUAUUUAUUCCCCAAUUUAAACAUUAGAAUUUUGCUUGACUUUUGAAGUGGGCAACUGAUUUUAGGCGGCCUUUAUGUCUUGGUACUGUAAUGUUGAUGUCGCA
Molecule: messenger RNA, 2381 nt
Organism: Ilex paraguariensis (yerba mate)
Lineage: Eukaryota; Viridiplantae; Streptophyta; Magnoliopsida; Aquifoliales; Aquifoliaceae
Source: the annotation of a GenBank genome assembly